This is a messenger RNA of Heterobasidion irregulare TC 32-1, 927 nucleotides long. RefSeq lists its product as uncharacterized. Gene Ontology annotation, cellular component: spliceosomal complex; nucleus. Gene Ontology annotation, biological process: mitotic DNA damage checkpoint signaling; mitotic DNA replication checkpoint signaling; nuclear DNA replication. The transcript has a single exon. Gene Ontology annotation, molecular function: nucleic acid binding; zinc ion binding. Lineage: Eukaryota; Fungi; Basidiomycota; Agaricomycetes; Russulales; Bondarzewiaceae. Bases 1 to 927 code for a protein of 308 amino acids. The record is from RefSeq and is a predicted model, not a curated record.
AUGUCCGACGCCCGCGCGCUCCUCCAAGCCCGCCGCAAGGAAUCCGCCGCGCGCGUGUCGCACCCGUAUGCCACGUACACCGCCGCGGGGCAGCUCCGGUGCGUCGUGUGCGGGACCGCCGUGCGCGGCGCGUGGGAGGGGCACAUCGGGAGCAAGGCGCACCGCGUCAACGCCGUGAGGGCGCGGGAGGAGGCGGCGAAGAAGCGGCGCAUGGAAGAAGAGGAGGCGAGCGCGGCGAAGAAGCGGAGGGUCGCUGAGGAGCGUGAAGAGGAGGAGGAGGAGGAGGAGGGUGAUGAGGAGGAGGGUGGGAGGCAGGAGCGAAGGGAGGAGGAGGAGGAGGGUGGGGAGGAGGGCGCGAAGCCUGGCGGUUUUCCGGCCGAUUUCUUCUCGGACCCCACGCGCGCGCCGCCUGUGCGCGAUGCCGACGAGGACGAGAUCAUGGAGGACACUCAAGCCGCCGGCGGCGACUCCGCGUCCGCACCACCACCACCAGCGACAACAACACCAGCAGAAGCAGGGACAGCACUCGACGCGGAGUGGGCUGCGUUCGAGCGCACCGUGCUCGCCGCGCCCGCCGCAGAGGUGACAGACGACGACCGGCGCGCGGCGUUCGCGCGCGCGACCGUCUUCGCGGAGCCCGCACCCGCGGCGCCAAACGAGGGCAUGCCCGCCCAAAGUGGUGCGGCGGAUGGUACGGCGGCGGCGACAGCAGCGGCGUCGGAAGCGAAGGAGGAGACGCAGGAGGAGCGGAGGCAGCGCAUCGAGCGGGAGGAGCGGGAGCUGAUCAUGGACCGCAUGGUCGAGGAGGAGCGCGCGCAGGAAGAGGCGGACGAGCGGGUGAGCGCGCUCAAGGGGAGACUGGAGAUGCUGAAGAAGAGGCGCGAGGCGACCAAGGCAAAAAAGAUUGAUCGGACGUUAGUAGGUUGA